GGGAAUUUGCAAGUGGCAUUAAAGUAAAACUUUGCUGAUCUGAAUAAAGCUGGUUAACAUGAAACUCACUGGAAUCAUCUGCAUCCAGGAGUGCUAUGGAGCAAUUUUCAACAUAGAGAAGGAAUUGUUACAUGUGUCUGGUAAUAGAAGACAGUAUUUCACUGGCAUACUGAGGCGGGUAGCAACACCCUGGCGCCAAACCUCUAACUCUAAAGUGAACGGAAAUGCUGGAGCACUGAAUGAAAAAAGUAUGAGAGCAGUGGUGACAGGAGGUGGAGGCUAUUUUGGAUACAAGCUGGGAUGUGCUCUUGCCAACGCAGGAGCUUCUGUUGUUCUGUAUGACAUCCACAAGCCUAUCUGGGAAAUUCCCAAUGGAGUAGUGUGUAUCCAGGCAGAUGUCAGAGAUUAUGAUGCCAUAUUUGUAGCCUGUGAAGGGGCUGACUGUGUGUUUCAUGUAGCUUCAUAUGGAAUGUCAGGAAGAGAGCAAUUGCACAGAGAAGAGAUUGAAACUGUAAACAUUAAUGGAACAAGAUUUAUCAUUGAUGCCUGCAAACAAAGGAACAUCGCUAGAUUGAUAUACACCAGUACAGUAAACGUGGUGUUUGGAGGGCUUCCUAUUGAAGAUGGUGAUGAGGAAACUGUGCCAUAUUUUCCAAUUGAAAAGCAUGUUGAUCAUUAUUCCAGAAGCAAAUCAAUUGCAGAACAAAUGGUUCUAGCAGCUAAUGGAACUCCACUAGCAGGAGGUGGAAUACUCUAUACGUGUGUUCUUCGCCCACCAGGGAUCUAUGGACCAGAAGAGCAAAGACACUUGCCAAGGCUAGCAAAGAAUAUUGAAAGAGGGCUACUUAGCUUCAAGUUUGGGGAUCCUUCUGCUAAAAUGAACUGGGUGCACGCAGAGAAUCUUGUACAAGCUCAGAUUCUGGCUGCUGAAGCUCUCACCCCUGAAAAGAACUAUAUAGCUAGUGGCCAGGUGUAUUUCAUUAAUGAUGGCGAAAAAUGCAACCUUUUUGAAUGGUUAACUCCGCUUUUUGAAAGAUUAGGUUGCAGUAAACCAUGGAUACGUAUUCCUACUUCCUUAGUUUAUGCAUCAGCCAUGAUGAUGGAAUACCUUCAUCUGAUGCUGAAACCCUUUGUUGAACUGUCCCCACUGCUGACCAGAAAUGAGGUACAGAACAUUUCUAUAACUCAUACUUUUCGGAUAGACAAGGCACGGAGUCAGCUAGGGUACAGCCCAGAGAAGUUUGCAUUUGCUGAUUCUGUGGACCAUUACAUUAAAACAAGACCAGAAGCCCAGAAUCAUCACGUCUUCCUCAAAGUUUUGCUUUCUUUAAUUGUUAGUUUAAGUUUGAUCUUUCUUUCUUUAAGAUUUGACGGCCUUUCAGUUUUGCAUUUUUUUAAAGAAACACAACACUGA
Messenger RNA from Tauraco erythrolophus (red-crested turaco), 1414 nucleotides. Its product is annotated as putative short-chain dehydrogenase/reductase family 42E member 2. Gene Ontology annotation, biological process: steroid biosynthetic process. Gene Ontology annotation, molecular function: oxidoreductase activity, acting on the CH-OH group of donors, NAD or NADP as acceptor. The record is from RefSeq and is a predicted model, not a curated record. NCBI's taxonomy places the organism in Eukaryota, Metazoa, Chordata, Aves, Musophagiformes, Musophagidae.